UACAAAAAGGUCAUCGAUAUGACAGCUACUUUGCAUAUACCCAAACCACACACACUGGCUUGUGUCUUGCACAUCCUCUCGUCGCAAUUGUUGUCAACAAUGUUGCUUGCGAGAAGUCGCAGCUAUGACACCAGAUUCCUGCCCUGUUCGGCCUGAACCAACACUAUCCUUCACGCAAGGUCUAAUUGUUGGACAGAUAUCAGUUGUCUUUUUGAUUGCAGCCUUCAUCAAGUUUUUUAUUUUCGGCGAUCCUCCCUCCGCAGAAGAGACGGCAAGCUUGCGCGCAAGCGAACGACGAUCCCGCACACUAGCCCAUAAAAAGUCACUGCUGAGCCUCAGAACAUCGAAUCAGCGGCCUGGCAGCCAGCAGCAGCAAUCGGUGCUCAAUAGGAAGAAAUCCAGCAUACUCCGAUCCGGUCCGCCGUCCCUGACCAUCGGCUCGAUCCUCAACAAGACAUACUACAGAGUUGAAAGCCACCAGCCCGAGAGCUUGGACUGGUUCAACGUGCUAGUGGCGCAGACAAUCGCUCAGUUCCGCAGCGAUGCCCAGCACGACGAUGCUAUCCUCACCUCCCUGACAAAGGCCCUCAAUGGCACCAGCCGCCCUAGCUUCUUGGACGAGAUCCGUGUCACCGAGCUCAGCCUGGGCGAGGACUUUCCCAUAUUCAGCAACUGCCGUAUCAUCCCAGUAGACGAGGAUGGCCUUGACUUUGGGCCUGGGAAGGCCUUUGAUGCAAACAUGGCGACCCGCGACGGUGGCACCCUGCAGGCUCGCAUGGAUGUGGACCUGAGCGACAUGAUAACGCUUGCUCUCGAGACCAAGUUGCUUCUUAACUACCCCAAGAAGCUCACCGCUGUGCUACCCGUUGCCCUCGCUGUUUCAGUGGUGCGCUUCAGCGGCACGCUUGCUAUAUCAUUCAUCCCAAGUAACCCGAGCCAGUCCACGCCAACCAAGAUGGUGUUCAACUUCCUCGACGAUUACCGCCUGGAUUUCUCCAUCCGCAGUCUCGUCGGCAGCCGGUCGCGCCUCCAGGAUGUGCCCAAGAUCGCGCAGCUGGUCGAGUCGCGGCUUCACCGCUGGUUCGACGAGCGCUGCGUGGAGCCCAGGUUCCAGGAGAUCCCGCUGCCUAGCAUGUGGCCGCGCAAGAAGAACGCUCGGGGUGGCGACGAUGCUAUUGCUGACGUCGAACGUUCCAUGAGCAAAGCCAAAGGCGCCGAUGUUGCGCGGGACCUGAGGAGGGAGGUUUUGGUGGAGGCUGAGGCUCGCCAGGCCGCGCAGAGGGAUUCCCUUAGAUACAGAAGACCGCGUGCCGACGAUGCUUUUCCUAUGCCGGGAUCACUGGCCGUGGAUGAUUGAUGCUGCGAGUGACAUGUCCACCUAGAUGAUCACCCCUAUACAUGAGAUAAAUGAUUCAAGGGCAAUAAUUUUUAUUUAACUGUAUAUUUGCGUUGUACUCCUGCAUUUAUAGAGCAUUGCACAAAGUGCAUGAGUGAAUUCUACACAGAAAUAUCGAAGUAAAGGAAAACGUAAUUUGAAAUUACACCGACGGAUGACCUUGUCUUGUUAUAGAAAUUUGUG
Messenger RNA from Pyricularia oryzae 70-15, 1579 nucleotides. Its product is annotated as maintenance-mitochondrial morphology protein 1. Bases 125 to 1357 code for a protein of 410 amino acids. NCBI's taxonomy places the organism in Eukaryota, Fungi, Ascomycota, Sordariomycetes, Magnaporthales, Pyriculariaceae. The record is from RefSeq and is a predicted model, not a curated record. The transcript has 2 exons. Gene Ontology annotation, molecular function: lipid binding. Gene Ontology annotation, biological process: phospholipid transport; mitochondrion organization. Gene Ontology annotation, cellular component: ERMES complex; endoplasmic reticulum.